Molecule: messenger RNA, 351 nt
Organism: Paraglomus brasilianum
Lineage: Eukaryota; Fungi; Glomeromycota; Glomeromycetes; Paraglomerales; Paraglomeraceae
Source: the annotation of a GenBank genome assembly
AUGGGACGCGGAGGAAACCAACAAAACACCUGCAGGCCAUGGAACACCACGCCCAAAAAAACGCCGGGGGUCACCGCUGCCGACGUUCUAGGAUCCGAUGCCCCUCCUCCGUACGCAACCUGGAGAUACUCUAACCUAGUUGCGUUGGGUAUCGUAGAGCCAAAACCCCCGGAAACUACAGAGACCCAGGAUACUUCUAGGAACGAAGAUAUAAACGUAGCAGAAGUGAGCUCGUCAAGUAAUCCGACUGAUAUGUUGCUCGGUCCGCUGUUCGAACUGAACGAAGCACUCGCGUCACAAAGAAAGACGAUGGAAACUGAUGACAGCACUCAAGGUCCUGAUUUGGCCUGA